This is a messenger RNA of Cylicocyclus nassatus, 1227 nucleotides long. The record is from the annotation of a GenBank genome assembly. Lineage: Eukaryota; Metazoa; Nematoda; Chromadorea; Rhabditida; Strongylidae.
AUGGGUGAUGCUGGAUUUUUCCGAGGUACAAGCUCGGAUCAAGAUGGUCGGUUUUCUGAUAAGGAGAAGAAGUUGCUCAAACAGAUGAAAUUCGAGAACACAUUAGAUCGGAAGAUCAACAUGGACAAAAUCAACUUGGACGUGAUCAAGCCGUGGAUCACUAUGCGUAUCAACGACAUUCUCGGUAUCGAAGACGAUGUUGUGAUUGAGUAUAUAAUGAGUCAAUUGGAGGAAAAAGAUAUUAAUCCAAAAAUUAUGCAGAUAAACAUUACCGGAUUCCUCAAUGCUCGACGCGCACGAGAGUUUAUGGGAGAGCUCUGGGCACUGUUGGUCGAAGCUGAUGAAGCAGAGGAUGGCAUACCGCGCAGUCUGGUAGAGAAGAAAAUUGAAGAAUUACGCAAGGAACCACGACCUGGGAAUGGUGAUGUGAAACCGGAGCCAACACCACAAUCAGAAGAUUGGGCAACUAGGUACAGCUCAUUGUCUGGUGGUCGCUACACUGGUCCCACGAAAGAGAAGGAAGUACCUGAUGACCGUAUCACAAAAAUUAGCCCGCGCGGCGGUACACCUCCUCGACGACGUAGAGAAAAUCGUGGUGAUGACACACCACCCAGAAGGAGAGCUUACGACGAUCGAGAUCGCGACCGGGAAAGGGAGAGGGAUCGAGACCGAGAACGUGACAGAGAACGUGAACAACGCAGGCAGCAGCGUAUAGAAGAUGAGAGGAAAAGAGAGGAGGAGUCGAAGAAGAGGGAAGAGGAAAGGCUGAAGCGACGCGCUGAAGAGAGGGAACGCGAGAGGAGACGAGAUGAGGAGCGAGCAAAGGAAAGAGAGCGUCGACGAGCCGAAGAAAGGGAACGAGAAAGGCGUAGGAGGAAGAGCAGAAGCAGAUCGAGGUCGAGAUCACCUGUGAAGAGGCGAUUCACCGAAACGACUUCGAGCAGUAAGCGCAAGCGCAGUCCUAGCACUUCGUCCACAUCAUCUUCAGAAGAGGAAAGGAAAAAGAAGAAGGCCAGCAGGCGCAAGUAUCGAUCGAGCACUGAUGAAUCUGAUUACGAGAAGAAGUCGAAAAAGGAGAAGAAAUCAAAGAAGCAUAAGAAGAAAUGUGCACGUCGUACCAGAACUCAAACUCAAAACACGAUGACCCCAUCGAAAUUAGCGUUCCAGCAACCCAAGCAAGGCAACGCUGAUAUGAAUAGUGCUCUAAGACCAGAGGAGCUCAAUUAA